AACCCUAGCACCGUCGCAAACCCAAAACUAUUCUUCUUCAACCUCCCAUCUGGUCUCGACGUAUUGAUCGCGGUCGCCGUCCACGCCACCAAAGUGUCAUCCACAAUGUAUGGCGAUGUCCAAUCUGAAGUCCCCCAGCCAUCUUCAUCUCCUGUGAAGCCCGCCUCAACUUCGUGCCGAAAGACGAACUCCGUCAACACCUCUUUUGUCACGCAACUAAGAGAUCACUUCCACGAGUUUAUUCAUGCCUCCAUGGACGAACACAGGACAUGCUUAACAAACACUGUCAAGAAAUUGUUUGCGAUGUCAAAGGCCGUCGCAGAGAGAACCGCUGGGGCAAAAGAAGCUGGAGCUGAAAGCGUUUUGCCACUUCAGAGUGAAGUGUCGCGGUAGAAACAUACUCCGUAUGAUGCAAUGUCAGUUCUCUGUACUGAAAGUUUGUCGCUGUCACUAAGCAUAACCCUCAAGUCAAACAAUAGAGUUUCAAAUUUUUGGUGAAUAUAUUAUGUACAGUUA
This is a messenger RNA of Triticum dicoccoides, 516 nucleotides long. RefSeq lists its product as uncharacterized. NCBI's taxonomy places the organism in Eukaryota, Viridiplantae, Streptophyta, Magnoliopsida, Poales, Poaceae. Bases 106 to 393 code for a protein of 95 amino acids. The transcript has 2 exons. The record is from RefSeq and is a predicted model, not a curated record.